Molecule: messenger RNA, 2656 nt
Organism: Liolophura sinensis
Lineage: Eukaryota; Metazoa; Mollusca; Polyplacophora; Chitonida; Chitonidae
Product: histidine ammonia-lyase-like
Biological process (GO): L-histidine catabolic process
Cellular component (GO): cytoplasm
Molecular function (GO): histidine ammonia-lyase activity
Source: RefSeq, a predicted model, not a curated record
CCUAAAUCCUCGUAAACUGUACAUAUAUCCCACUCUCGGUGACCCGCGACUUUAACGGUGCCAUUAAGUUGAAAUUCAUCCAAAAAAGCAAUCGUAUCUUCUCCCGAUGAAGUUUUCCGUGCGAGUGCGCGGGGACUGGUUUGCCGUACCCUGCAAAGGCAUCGAAAAAGUUCGCUGGCUUGGAGAGGAAGCGUUGAGGCGGUAUUACAACUCUAAAAGCAACUCGGGACAUGCCAUCGAGCGGGUGUUUGAAGUAAGGAAAGCCAAAGGAGGGGCAAUUCUUGAUCCGGAUGACCAGACUGGACAUGUUCUCGACGACAAUGAAUUUGUCACUGUUGUACUGAACAGUGAUAUGUCCAGUCCUGCCACAGGUCCAGCCGAAGUUGUGUACUUUGAAGAAAAAGUACCAAAGGAGAACCAGAAAAUUGCAGUGGAUUACAUGUCAUUGGACGGUAACAGCUUAUCCACGGAGGAUUUGGUGAAACUUGGAAAAGGAGAAUUUCUAAUAAAACUGACAGCCGACGCCGAGGCUAGUGUGAACAGGGCCAGGGAUCUCUUGGACAAGAUUCUGGAAGACAAUACAGCUGUUUAUGGAAUCACAACUGGAUUUGGGAACUUUGCACGUGUCUUGAUAGACAAAGAUAAACUGGUAACUCUUCAAGAAAAUGUCAUCAGAUCGCAUGCUGCAGGCGUGGGACCGCCCUUAUCACCUGAGAGAACCCGGAUGUUAAUGGCCCUCCGGAUUAAUGUGCUGGCCAAGGGUUACAGCGGUAUCUCUCUGAAUACCCUUAACCGUGUCAUAGCAGCUUAUAACGCUAAUUGCCUACCUUGGGUGCCAGAAAAGGGUUCUGUGGGUGCCAGUGGGGAUUUGGCACCAUUGGCACACCUGAGUCUUGGCUUAAUGGGAGAAGGCAAGAUGUGGAGCCCGAACAGUGGCUGGGCAGAUGCCAAAUAUGUUCUUGAAGCUAACAACUUGGAGCCAGUCUGUCUCGGUCCGAAAGAAGGUAUUGCCUUGAUAAACGGCACUCAGCUCAUCACAUCCAUAGGAGCAGAAGCCGUGGAACGAGCGGAAGCCAUAUGUCGACAGGCUGACAUUGUUGCUGGUUUAACACUUGAGGUUCUGAAGGGAUCCACCAGAGCCUUUGAUGACGAUAUCCAUAAAGCGAGACCUCACAAGGGACAGGGUAAAGUAGCCGGCAGACUGCGGUCAUUGCUUCAUUCCGAUAUGCACCCAUCAGAAAUCGCAGAAAGUCACCGAUUUUGUAACCGUGUCCAAGAUGCAUACACACUCCGAUGUUGUCCACAGGUCCACGGGAUCGUGAACGAAACCAUUGACUUUGUAAAAGGUGUCCUGACAACAGAGAUUAACAGCGCUACGGAUAAACCCUGUAUCCUUUGUUAUCAGCCCAUUUUAUCCGGUGGAAAUUUUCAUGGAGAAUACCCAGCGAAGGUGCUUGACUAUCUGGCUAUCGGUGUACAUGAACUGGCGAAUAUGAGCGAACGACGGAUUGAAAGAUUAGUAAAUCCAUCACUUAGUGAAUUACCGGCGUUUCUGACUAACAAUGGAGGCAUAAAUUCCGGAUUCAUGGUGGCACAUUGUACAGCAGCGUCUCUUGUUUCUGAGAAUAAAGUGUUGUGCCACCCUUCAUCCGUGGAUUCCAUCACUACAAGCGGAGGAACGGAAGACCACGUGUCUAUGGGAGGUUCUGCGCGAAAGGCACUGCGCGUGGUGGAACACGUAGAACAAGGUUGCUUGCAAAUCGAACUCUUGUGCGCAUGUCAAGCAGUGGAAUUUCUACGACCCCUCCGUUCGACGCCGCCGUUGGAAGAGGUGUAUAAGCUGGUCAGAAAAGUGGUGGCGCCUUGGGACAAUGAUCGUUAUAUGGCACCUGACAUUGAAGCUGUAACAAAGCUACUACAGGAAGAACAGGUUUGGCGGGUGACGAAGCCUUACAUUGAUAAUUACGAUUCCAUCCAAACCGUCGACAUGCAAAUUAUGUCCCCAACAACAACAGUCUUGGCGGCACCAAAUGGGCCUCCCCCAAGACGCAAGAGGACUAUCAGCAACCGAAGAAAAUAGGUGGAGCUCACAUACAUGAGAGCAGGUUUUGGGGAAAGACGAGGGGCCAAGGCCUACAGAUUGUAAAUAACCUAAAAUUUCGCCCCCAAACGUGCGUUUUAGGGGCAAAUAAGUGUCAUAAAAUAUUAUAUUUGCCCACUAGGGUAUCACCCUAUACCUUCUAAACCAACCUAAUAACACCUUUCUAAGGUCAACUUUCGGUGAGAAAAAACUUAGCAACUUUGUCAUGGAAGGAAUUUAGGUCCGAUAAACAAGAGAUUAGUUGUGUAUCCUUAACUUAGACAGAUCUUAGGUAAUCUGUGAUACAUUGUGGAUAUUUGAGGUACAAAUCCAUCUGCAAAAUAAAUGACUUAUUGUUGUGUGGAAAAUUUCAUUUGUUUCGUAAUAACGUAUAAUUAAGGCUUUUUAGUGGCCUGUGCUCACCUGUCCGUUAGAAUUCCGAAAACAACAUUUGUUUUCUUCUUGAAAUCAUAAACAAAGAUAGACCAAUAGAACAUCCGAUGGAAAGUCAUAGAAGGUUAAGUAAUCUUGAGUAUUUGCAUCGUCAGAUAUUGCAUAGCUCCGUAGCUAUAAGAC